AUGUCAUCCUCCAAAACCCCCAGCAAACCCUCCUCCAAACCCGCCCACCACAACCUCUCCCUCUGCACAAACCCGUCGUUCGGCCACGACGUCUCCGCCGCCCUCCGCAUCUCCACCUCUCCCUCCUCCCUCACAUCAACCUCGACGUCAAGAACAACAUCAACCACAUCAUCCCACCACCGCAACUCCUCCUACCUCUACGAAACCCCCGCUCCGCCGCCCCCCUCGCCCGUCGACUUUGGCUUUCCCAGCUGUGCCUCGGAUCGCAGCAGCAGCAUCAGCGAGGACUCGGAUUGGUCCUUGGAUGGUAGUAGCUGUUAUCACGGCGCGGAGGGAAGGAGGUGA
Messenger RNA from Pseudovirgaria hyperparasitica, 345 nucleotides. RefSeq lists its product as uncharacterized. Lineage: Eukaryota; Fungi; Ascomycota; Dothideomycetes; Acrospermales; Acrospermaceae. The record is from RefSeq and is a predicted model, not a curated record. The transcript has a single exon. Bases 1 to 345 code for a protein of 114 amino acids.